Messenger RNA from Hippocampus zosterae (dwarf seahorse), 1063 nucleotides. RefSeq lists its product as uncharacterized. The record is from RefSeq and is a predicted model, not a curated record. Lineage: Eukaryota; Metazoa; Chordata; Actinopteri; Syngnathiformes; Syngnathidae. The coding region runs from base 380 to 1063 and encodes 227 amino acids. The transcript has 5 exons.
GAUUAUUACUCAGAAGCUGACAAAUUUUCCCCAAAUACUUAAAACUAGUUGCAUUUGUUUAUCGUGUGAGAUGACGUCAAGUUAAACUCGGGUGUGCCAGAGGGUAAGCGUUGCGGCUAACGCUAGCUAGUUAACACUCGAAUGUUUGUACAAACUUGGUCGUAUUAUUAGAAUUUACGGUCAAGCUUGGUUCUUUUACGUCAAGUGUGCUAUAUUAGAAAAGUCAAAAUUAAGGCUCACUAGCUGUUAUGACGCUGUGUGAUGCGAAAUGGAAUCGGGUGCGCGCAAACUCUCGCCCUAUGUUGAAAUGGCGCCUUUAGCCGCCAUUCGCUUUGAGCUCCUUUUGGUCGGUCCAUUUGGCUAACAACGAUUGUACUCGAUGGUUGGACGCUUCGACGCCGCGAUGAGUUACAGCUCCCUCGCUUGGGGCGGACAAAGACGGAAGACGAUGAGACGAAUGGCAGCUUGCGGUGUUCGCUUGAAAAGGUCUUCCAACGUUUCUCUUCAUAAGCGCUUCUCUCAGGUGCCGGCUGGGCAACCGAUGGGGCCCCAAAUGGCGACCGUUCCUGAGUCUGUGCUCCUGUGGACGGCAUCCUCAUCUUCAAUCAACCCACAGGUGGGGCCCGCCUGCUUCUCGUUGGUGCCCAUGGCUCCACCCCCUCCCAGACGAAGAAGCGUGUGGACCCGCCUGGGCUGGCGGCGGGUCGGCUUCUGGUCCUCCCGGAACAAGUAUGGAUGGAGAGGCAGGAGCCGUGCCACCCUCACGAGAGCAAAAGGAACCGGAAGCCCGGCUGUGCGCUGCCUCAUCACAUUGGGAAGCUUCCGAAAGGCCGCUCGGGGUCGAACACCAGCGUCCGGUAUUUACCAUAGGCGGGAGAGCUUCAACUUCAAAGCGCCCACCAAAAAAAGGCUUGACGCGCAGCUGGACAACUACAUGUCCAAGUCCAAGAAGCGACUGGACGCGCAGCUGGACGAUUACAUGGCCAAGUCCAAGAAGCGACUGGACGCCGACCUGGAUGAGUACAUGGCGCAGGGCAGACGGCCGCUGUCCUGGUUUGAAUGA